GUCCGCGGGACAGAAGUCCGGAAGUUCGAGAGACUGUUCCCUAGUUCCCUUCCGCUAAUUCGGUACGCACCCCUCAGUUCCCGCGCAAGUGUGUGUCCCGAGGCGUUCUGGUUCCGAUCGGCUGUGCUUCCCGUUUUCAUGUUCGUGCCCUGUGCGGGUCACUGCUUGCGGGCCUGGAUUGGGCACGCGGCAGGUUGAGCAAACCGGGCGUGUGCACUCCGGAGGAGGGGCGAGCGGAACGGGCCGCUUGUGGAGCUUGUUGGUAACUGAGGCCAGAGGGAGGCGAGUUGUGUGCCUAACUAGGAUUCUUGAGGAUGUAGCCGAGUCUGCUGUGAAGUGAAGCUCAGGUUCCAGGGAUGUACAUGCAGGUGGAGACACGAACCAGCACCCGCCUCCAUCUGAAGAGGGCUCCAGGCAUCCGGUCUUGGUCCCUACUGGUCGGAAUAUUAUCCACUGGCCUGGCUGCUGCCUAUUACAGUGGAGAUGGUCUCGGCUGGAAGCUCUUCUAUGUCACAGGCUGCCUGUUUGUAGCUGUACAGAACUUGGAGGACUGGGAGGAAGCCAUUUUCAACAAGAGCACUGGGAAGGUCAUCUUAAAAACAUUCAGCCUCUACAAGAAGCUGCUGACUCUUCUCCGAGCAGGCCACGACCAAGUGGUGGUCCUGCUAAAAGACAUCCAGGAUGUGAACGUGGAGGAGGAAAAGGUCCGUUACUUCGGGAAGGGCUACACUGUGGUGCUCCGGUUCGCGACAGGCUUUUCCCAUCCCCUUACUCAGAGUGCAGUCAUGGGCCGACGCAGUGAUGUGGAAGCCAUUGCCAAACUCAUCACUAGCUUCUUGGAGUUGCACCGCCUGGAGAGCCCGUCAGAGCGGUCACAGAGCAGCGACAGUGACCAGAGCUGACUGUGGAGCGGCUGCUGGUAAAUGCCACCAUUGCUGACGUCUCCAACUGACUUGCCCAUUAGGAGGGUGCAGGCAGAUGUUGGGCAUCUGACUGGCUCCUUGGGCAGUUCUUGUGUGGACCACCUGCCUUUUGCUUGUUUACGCUUCUACGCUUUGCAGAACCAUGGGCUGGACAUCUUCCACAACCCAGAAAGGCUGCAUCUAUUGGGAUGUGAGAGGUGGGUACUACAUCCAGAGGAGGGCAGCAAAUCAGAAAUGAGUGCCUUCUCCAGAGACAGACCACAGCCUGUUUUGGAUAAGCUCACCCAAGGGCAUCCAAGGUAUAAGACGCCAGUCUUUCUUCAGCACAGGCCUUGCCACCCCAGGCUACGUAGUCAAGGCCCCACUUCAUAGUGAGAGUGAGACACCCACAUGCAUGUAAGGAGGACCCACUCCUUCUGUGCACAGUGGUGCCAACUUGUUGCUAUAAAUCCUGAUGUCUCCUCUCCCGGACCAGCCCUCCUCAAGAUGGCCAUUCCUGGUGGUCAGGGGCUUCCGUGAAGGCAGCCUGAAUGCUGAAUGCCUGGGUGCUGCCUGACUGCACAACUCUCGGAGAAGUCAGAGUGCUGCCCUGUU
Arvicola amphibius (Eurasian water vole) is the source of this 1517-nucleotide messenger RNA. RefSeq names its product cytochrome b-245 chaperone 1. The transcript has 7 exons. Lineage: Eukaryota; Metazoa; Chordata; Mammalia; Rodentia; Cricetidae. The record is from RefSeq and is a predicted model, not a curated record. Bases 357 to 902 code for a protein of 181 amino acids.